This is a messenger RNA of Aspergillus wentii DTO 134E9, 487 nucleotides long. RefSeq lists its product as uncharacterized. The transcript has a single exon. NCBI's taxonomy places the organism in Eukaryota, Fungi, Ascomycota, Eurotiomycetes, Eurotiales, Aspergillaceae. The record is from RefSeq and is a predicted model, not a curated record. Bases 237 to 467 code for a protein of 76 amino acids.
UGGGCUCAACGGAGCCAUUUCUCGACAGCCCCGACAUGGUUCUGUUGGAGCCCAGAGUGUGUCUGCGCGAGAUUGAACGAAAGGAAGCUGUAUAGAGAACCCCACAGUUCCAGAUUAGCCCAAUUAGCCCUGAAUCACGAUUACAGCAACAAUGCGAUUUGCAGCAGACGUAUACCACGGGCUCAACGGAUGUGCGAAGGAAAGGACGGUUAAUAUAAAAGGAGGAUGAAAUAAGGAUGAUUAAGGAAAGUAUCAGAAAAAGAAAAGAAAUUCUCGAAGGAAAUAAAGAAAAAAACGAGUUGAAAAGAAGAAAGAGGGGAAGGAUCCAGGAAAAAAGAGCGUAUCAACGAGCAAUCACGAGGGGACGUAACAGAGAGAAAGAGAGGGUUUCCUCUGGCACAUACACAUUUUGGCUUUCUUUUGGUACAGAUGGCAGUGGCGCAGUCAAGUCAAGCCCAGCUUUUUGAGCUACUAGUCCGGGUGUAUC